GCUUUUGACAAGACAGUGGAUCGUUGAGCAGCAAUUAUUACCGAGCCGCAGUUCCAGACCGACAAUUCCCACCCCUUCCGGAACGGCUGUAUAACUCACAUUCCUCAAAAUUCUCCUACUCCGCCAUCAUGUCAGGUACAAUGUACGACGAGCACGUUUAUGCACCCUCACGGCGCCAUUCAGUUGCUACUCCUCCCCCAUCCAUGACUCCACGACAUAGUCGGACCCGCAGUCAAAGUGUCAGAGUUAGCAACGGCACCGUGAGCACAAAUACAAGCGUUUCAAGUGGGAGGAUGUCGGAAGCUACAAACAUUACACAUCCGCCUGCGUAUUCCAAGAAGUUUGUUGUGGUUGGCGAUGGUGGAUGUGGAAAGACGUGCCUUUUGAUCAGUUAUUCCCAAGGUUAUUUCCCAGAGAAAUAUGUCCCUACUGUGUUCGAGAACUACAUCACACAAACCACCCACCGAGCCUCGGGCAAGACGGUUGAACUAGCCCUCUGGGAUACAGCUGGACAGGAAGAAUAUGACCGCCUGCGUCCACUGUCAUAUCCGGAGACGGACCUGUUAUUUGUUUGCUUUGCGAUAGAUUGCCCUGCAUCUUUGGAGAACGUCAUGGACAAGUGGUAUCCUGAAGUUCUGCACUUUUGUCCCACUACCCCGCUCAUUCUGGUUGGGUUGAAGUCAGAUUUGCGCUCGAAGAGAACGUGUAUCGAACUUCUAAAGACCCAGGGUCUAACGCCUGUGACGCCGGAACAAGGUGAGGCGGUGGCGCGCAGGAUGAAUGCCUCUUACAUUGAGUGUAGUAGCAAAGAAAUGCGCGGCGUCGACGGCGUCUUCUCCCUGGCAGUUGAUACCGUUGUCUCUGCCGAGGAACAAGACUGGAAUGACCGCCAGACGUCUUCUACUCCCGGAAGCAAACCUAAAGUUGGUGGUGGCGGCGGAGGAAAGAAGGUCAAAAAGCGUUCCUGCAAGAUUUUGUAGACUUUGGUCUUCUCUUGAUGUUUGUCUGGUCAUGAUCAUCUGCCCUCUUGGUUUCGCCUAUUAUUCCUCUUGCAAUGUUUGUUUCUUUUUUGCCAUUCCUGUUG
This is a messenger RNA of Aspergillus piperis CBS 112811, 1084 nucleotides long. Its product is annotated as Rho4-like protein. The record is from RefSeq and is a predicted model, not a curated record. Lineage: Eukaryota; Fungi; Ascomycota; Eurotiomycetes; Eurotiales; Aspergillaceae. Gene Ontology annotation, molecular function: GTP binding; GTPase activity. Gene Ontology annotation, biological process: small GTPase-mediated signal transduction. The coding region runs from base 129 to 980 and encodes 283 amino acids. The transcript is spliced from 3 exons.